CUGUACCGGGCGUCUGCUCUGUUCGAGACCAUCCGACACGAGGCGCAGCACAGCACCGACUACAAGCUGUCCCUGUUUGACCUGCAGACGUCGUCCUACCAGGCGCUCCAGAGGGUCCUCGUCAGCCUCGGGCACCACGACGAGGCGCUGGCGGUGGCGGAGCGCGGACGGACGCGGGCCUUCGCCGACCUGCUGGUGGAGCGUCAGACGGGCCAGCAGGACUCGGACCCGUACGCCCCCGUGACGGUGGAGCACAUCCUGGACACGGUCACCAGCCACCGCGCCCUGGUGCUCUACUUCUCCAUGGCCGCCGGGUACCUGUACAGCUGGCUGCUCGCCCCCGGGGCUGGUAUCCUGAAGUUCCACGAGGUGUACCUGGGGGAGGGCGUGUCCGAGGGCGGGCCAGACUUCCAGGAUGGGGGCGGCGGGGGUGUGGUCAGCGGCUCGUCGCUGGAGCAGCACAUCGCCAGCGCUCGGGAGGCUCUGGGAGUGGAGUCCUACUACAGCCGAGGGGGCUCCAGCAGCGAGACGGAGAGCGAGGCCGGGGACCUGUUGGACCAACAGUUUGAGGAGCUCAACAACAAGCUCAACUCAGUCACCGACCCCACCGGCUUCCUGCGCAUGGUGUCCAGGAACAACCUGUUCAACAGGAGUUGCCAGAGCAUGACCAGCCUGUUCAGUAACACCAUGUCUCCAGCUAAAGAGGGUUCCCUGCCCCGGCGUUCCAGCGGCCUGGGCAAGCCUCCCCUCAGAGCCCUCUACGACCUGCUCAUCGCUCCCAUGGAGGGGGGCCUGAUGCACUCCAGUGGGCCGGUGGGCAGACACAGGCAGCUGGUUCUGGUCCUGGAAGGAGAGCUGUACCUCAUCCCCUUUGCUCUGCUGAAGGGCAGCUCGUCUAACGAGUAUCUGUACGAGCGCUUCAGCCUCAUAGCUGUGCCCUCCAUCCACGGCCUCGGAGCCAACGCCAAGACGCACCCACGCCGCGCCGGCCCCGUCUCCUGCGGCGGCGUCUCCAUGGCAGCGGUGGUGGGCAACCCCCGGCUGCCGUCGUCGGUGAUGGACCGCUGGCUGUGGGGCCCCAUGCCCUCAGCCGAGGAGGAGGCCCUGAUGGUGGCAGAGCUGCUGGGGUGCCAGCCCCUGGCCGGCCCAGCCGCCACCAAGGAGAGGGUGAUGAGCUCCCUGACCCAGGCCGAGUGCGCCCACUUUGCCACUCACAUCUCCUGGAAGCUGGCUUCCCUUGUGCUGACGCCCAACCCAGAGGGAGGGCCGGGCGGGUCAGCGGGGGCCGGAGUGGGCGCGGCGGGCCGUGGGGUGGGGGCCGGGCGGGGGGGGAGCGGGGGGAGGGGCAGGAAGGGCUCUCUGGGGAGCAGUUACACCAUCCCGGAGGGCCUGCACCUGCAGGACGACGGCAGCGACGUGGAGAGCAUCUGUGACAGCCCUCCCCUGCAGGAGUUCCUGCUCAGCGCUGCCGACAUCCUGGACCUGCGCCUGCCCGUCAAACUGGUGGUGCUGGGGUCCUACCAGGAGUCCAGCAGCAAGGUGACGGCAGACGGCGUGGUGGGGCUGACCCGGGCCUUCCUGGCAGCGGGGGCCCAGUGCGUCCUGGUGUCCCUGUGGCCCGUGCCCGUGGCUGCCUCCAAGGUGUUCGUCCACGCCUUCUACACUGCCCUGCUCAACGGCACCAAGGCUAGCGCCGCGCUGGCCGACGCCAUGAAGACGGUCCAGAGCAGCAAGCAGUUCUCGCACCCCUCCAACUGGGCAGGGUACAUGCUGAUUGGUAACGACGUGAAGCUGAACAGUCCCUCGUCUCUGAUUGGUCAAGCCCUGGCGGAGAUCCUCCAGUAUCCAGACAGAGCAAGAGAUGCUCUCCGUGUCUUGCUGCAUCUGGUGGAGAAGUCCCUCCAGAGGAUCCAGAACGGCCAGCGUAACUCCAUGUACACGUCCCAGCAGAGCGUGGAAAACAAGGUGGGCGGAGUCCCAGGCUGGCAGGCCCUGCUGACCGCUGUGGGCUUCAGGCUGGACUCUGCAGGCCCCGGCAUCCCUGCAGCCGUGUUCUUCCCCACGGCAGACCCAGGAGACAGGCUGCAGCACUGCAGCACCACCCUGCAGUCUCUGCUGGGUCUGCCCCCCCCAGCGCUCCAGGCUCUGUGUAAACUCAUCACUGCUUCCGAGGCCGGGGAGCAACUCAUUAACAGGCUCCACCAGGUGCUGGUUCAGCUCCAGACUGGGGAGAAGGAGCAGGACUUCUCCCUGCUGCCCAUCCAGGUGUCCAUCAGUGUGCAGCUGUGGCGGCUCCCAGGCUGCCACGAGUUCCUGGCUGCUCUCGGGUUCGACCUGUGUGAGGUGGGUCAGGAGGAGGUGGCCCUGAAGACAGGCAAGCAAGCCAACCGUCGAACCAUGCACUUUGCCCUUCAGUCCUUGCUGGCACUCUUUGACUCCACAGAGUUACCCAAGCGUCUCAGCCUGGAUAGUUCUUCCUCCUUGGAGUCCCUGGCCUCCGCCCAGUCUGUCUCCAACCCCCUGCCCAUGGGCUACCCCAGUCUGCCCUUCUCUCCUCCCUGCCUGGACAACCUGGCUUCGGACGCCAUCUCCGUCUACAGCCUGAGCUCCGUGGCCUCCACCAUGAGCUUUGCGUCCCGGUCCGAUUGCGACUUCCUGGGCCACAGACCCCGGGGCGGCGCCUCCGCCCACUACUCCGUCCACAAGCACCCCCACGUGUCCCGCAGCCGCUCCUCGCCCAACGGGGCGGCGGGGGCGGCGGCCGGAGGCGGCGGGGGAGGAGGCGGGGGAGGGAGGGGGGAGGAGGAGGAGUACCAGGGCUUCUCCAUCAUCAGCAGCGAGCCGCUGGGGAGCCACUGCGACUCCCUGCCGCUGCCGCCGGGCCACGGGCAGCGGCACCUCCGCGGGGGGCGGGGGGUCGGCGGGGGGACCUGCUCGGCCGCCGGCCGGUGCUACGCCGUGUCGGUGUCGUCGCGGGGCAGCGUCAGCACCCCCACCUCUCCCGUCAAGAGCAGCCUGGUGCCCAGUGCCAACUCCCCCUUCCAGAAGGUGGGCAAGGUGAGUAGCUCCGACACCGGCGAGUCCGACCAGUCCAGCACUGAGACCGACAGCACCGUCAAGUCCCAGGAAGAGAAGACCACGGUUCCCCUGGACCCCCAGGAGCUGGCCCAGAAGAUCCUGGAGGAGACCCAGAGCCACCUGAGGGCAGUGGGCAGUCUCCAGAGGGCCGGGGCUGGGGCCGAGGGCGCGGCCGCGGGGUCCCCCUCCGGGAGGAGUACCGCCUUCCGCUCCUCGGAGACCAGCGCUUUCAGCCGGCCAGGCAGCAGCGCCAGUGGCCGUGCCCAGUCCUCCCCCCGCCCUAAGCCCCCCUCCCGCUCCUCCUCCCUGCAGAAGAUCAGCUCAGGCUACAACAGCCCGGCUGUCUCCGAGUCUUCCCAGAGGGAGGGGAGCCACCCGUCUCCCACCCUGGACAGCCACGCCCAGUUCAAGCUGAAGUACCCCAGUUCCCCGUACAGCGGCCACAUCUCCCGCUCACCCAGCAACGUGUCCCCCAGCUCUGGGCACCAGUCCCCGGGGGGCAGUGCCCCGUCCCCGGCCCUCUCUUACUCGUCCACCGGCUCUGCCUGCUCCAGCUCUGCCGACACGCCUGACCUGGACCGCCUGAGGAGGGGCAUGAUCGACGAGAAAGUCCAGGCCAUCCACAACCUGAAGACCUUCUGGGCCAACGCGGCCGGGGGGCACCAGCCUCCUCACCUGGGGCCGGUGAGGGCCGUGAGGGGUCCUCACGCGGGGGUCUCCUCCAAGAGGGACGUGCUGAGCCUGCUCAACCUGUCCCCUCGACACUGUUCCCCCGCCGACGCUCAAGACAGCCUGGAGCUGAGAGAGAUGGGGCUGCCUGGAGGGAAGAGCUCCUCCAAUGGGCACCACUGCUCCAACCCCAGGAAGGUGGCCUCCUCGCCCCCCAUCUCCACUAGCAGCACCCCCGGUGCACGCUCCAUCAGACUCCCUGCUGGUAACGGAUACAAGUUCCUGUCCCCUGGCAGGUUCUUCCCUUCGUCGAAAUGCUGAGACACUUUAAGACGGUCCACUAUACUUUUACCUACCACUUGUUAUCCUGUUUAUUGGGGGAGUGGGGCACUUUUGGAGGGUCACUAUUGGCCCACCCGACUUGAUUGACAAUGAAAAGGGUUGGAAAAGCCAAUGGCGGUGAUCCAUGGGAGGAUGAUGAAUGCAUAGAACGUGUUGUUGUCGUUGUACCCAUAACACUGUAAAUGGCAAUGAGAAAGACUCUAAGACCUGAUACUGUGUUUGUGUGUAUGUUUGUGUCAGGUAGAUGUAAAUGCCAAAUGGGUAUUUCCUCCAAAAUAUUUGCUAUUUGUGCGUGGGCCUAGAUGCAACAGCUCGAACUUGUGUCCUUCAUUCUACUUUUGUUUUCAAUCUAAAUAUAAUUGUUAUUAUUAUUAUUGUUUGUUAUUGUUAUUAUUAUUAUUCAUGUUUAAUUAUUAUUAUUAUUAUUAUUGUUUUGUAAAUUAAAUCCAGUGUUUCACAAUCAGUAUUAAGCGUUUUUAUAUUAAUAAAAAAAUGAACAAACAUGUACCAUGUCAAGAUGGAAAGAGUGAAAAAAAAAGAUUUAAUAUUUUUUAUUGAAAUCACAAGGGGCAUUUUGCCUGAUUUCUAUGUGAAUUGAGUGUCAGCUCCCAAGCAUGGAUUUUCUUGCUAUUCAAUGUUAAGUACCAUGUAUGACUUUUUAGCUCAUGAUUUUUGACAAUUAAACAUGAAAUUUCAUGACAACCAUUCUCUUAUCAUUUAUCAGUAAAACUGUUUCAAUAAAAAAAAACAUGUUUGCUUUUCUGUUUGAUUA
This is a messenger RNA of Hypomesus transpacificus, 4861 nucleotides long. RefSeq names its product tetratricopeptide repeat domain 28 (gene ttc28). The record is from RefSeq and is a predicted model, not a curated record. NCBI's taxonomy places the organism in Eukaryota, Metazoa, Chordata, Actinopteri, Osmeriformes, Osmeridae.